This is a messenger RNA of Drosophila takahashii, 4008 nucleotides long. RefSeq names its product chondroadherin. Lineage: Eukaryota; Metazoa; Arthropoda; Insecta; Diptera; Drosophilidae. Gene Ontology annotation, molecular function: protein binding. The record is from RefSeq and is a predicted model, not a curated record.
CAGUUGCAGUCACAGUCGCCAUCACCAUUGCCAUCAGGAUCUGCAUCUCCCUCAGGUGUCCUGAGCGACCAUCCAGCCACUUUGAGUGUGAACAGCUAUUGGCAUGCCACGCCCCCGCAAGGCGUAGCAAAAAGGGGCUGGAACAGGAACAGGAGGAGCAGGAGCUGGAACCGGAAGAAGAAGCGUAAAUAAAUAUGAUAAAGCUUAAGAAUAUAUAAUAAAGGGGAGAAGACAGCGGCCGAAGAGGAAGGAAAGUUUAAAUGAAAUAACGCAAUAGAAAAACAUAAAUAACUAAGGAAAGAGCCCAAGAAGAAGAAGAAGAAGAGGCCAGCGAAGAGGAGCCCCAAAAAGUAGGCAACAAAAAAUCAGUGAAGCUGGCAGGCGAUAGAAAAAGGUGAGGCAUCAUUUCCACCAUUUCGCCCCCAUCCUUUCCAUCCAAAGGAGCUCCUCGCCAGGAUAAGAAGGAGCAUCAAAGGCAGAAGGAGAUUCACCAAGGACCCGGACUUCGACCCGGAGAAAGAGCAGCCGGACAAGAGAGAAUAGAGCUCAAUUACGCCGCCAAACUGUCGUGUCAGCAACAACGUGAAAUGUGCAAUUCCUGGCUGGUGCUCAUAAUUGCGCUCUCCGUUGUCGUCUGCCUGUGGAACUCGCAACAAACCGAAACAUCCAAAUCAUGCCCAGCCGAGUGCAUCUGCUUGUCCCAGACUCAAGUGCUGUGUAACACGGGCGGCCUCGAGCAGAUCCCACUGCGGCAGCUGCCGGCGACGGUGGAGAACCUGGCGCUGACCAAGAACAACUUCCCGAUCAUCAAGCCGGACUCGUUCGCCGGCCUGCGGGCGCUGAAGAAGCUCUCGCUGGACGGUAACAACAUCACGCGGAUCAAGCAGUUCGCCUUCCGCGGCCUGCCGCGCCUCAAGGAGCUCUCCAUCCAGUACACGCCGCUGCAAAUGGUCGCCCAGUUCGCGUUCGCGGGCCUGCAGAAUCUCUCCACCAUCCUGCUGAGCCACAACCAGAUCCAAAGGAUUGAGGGCAACGCCUUCGCGGGCACCUCGAACAUCAAGCUCAUCCUGUUGACCAACAAUCCGCUCAUUCGCAUCGACAGCUCGGCCUUCGCCAGCCUGACGAACGUGGGCCAUUUGAUAUUGCCCUCGGGCAUCCGGAGCAUCGAGCAGGACGCCUUCGCCGGCAUGGACACGGUGGGCCUGCUGAAGCUGGCCUACAUGGACCUCAAGGAGGUGGCUCCGUUCACCUUUCGCGGCCUCUCCAAUGUCCUGCUGCUCACCCUGCAGGAAUCGGAUCUCGGUGUGAUCUGUGCCGACGCCUUCACCGGCCUCUCGCAGGUGGAAACGCUGCAGAUACUGAACAACAAAAUCGACUCGAUCGAGGAGCUGAACUUCACCAGCACGGCGGCCAUCAAGCACUUGAAGUUCUUCGGCAAUCAUGUCCUGGAGACGCCCGAUCCGAAUGCUAUCAUCGUCGACGGGGUGGAGCAUCUGCAGCUGGUGAGCAACCACUUUCCCUGCGGCUGCCACAUCCACACCCUGCUCGAUGGUCCGCUGGCCGAGGGCGCCCACAAUCUGAGCGACUUCCUGCAGAAGAACUACUGCAUAUCGCCGCUGGAGGUCAACGGGCGGGUGAUGAGCGAGCUGGACAUCGACUCCAUUGGCCGCUGCUCCGAUCAGCUGACCAAGGGCAAUCUGGGCAGCUCGGCGGCCUCGCUGGCCCUCGGCAUCAACUCGAUGCUGCUCAUCGCGGUGGCCAGCUGUGCGGAGUGGCGCCACGUCCGCCUGCUGGCCAACCGGCUGGCCCAGCUACUGGGUCACGUGGCUUGGCGGAGGCGGCGGAAACGGCGGAAGGGCAACUAGGCGGAGGUCUCCUGCAACGAUUACCAGAGAGAACUGCAGACUAAAUCUCAAGAACCGAAUUCAAGCAUCAUCUUCCCCCUCCAUUGAAUCCCCUUCUGAUUACCGACUGCCAGGGUAUCUGUCAUCUACUAUAUACAAACGUAGAGUGAAAAAAAAAAAACGAAAAAGUCCUACAGAUUGCCAAAUGUAAAACGCUGCAGUUUUGCUAUCAUCAUGCGAAAUCUGAGAGUCUGAUGCCGUUGAUGUCGCUCGAACUGGAACUACCCUGCGCUACUACCAUCCUUUCCCGAAAAAGUGCUGAACCCUAGGCUAAUCCUGCAACCAGGAUACUGCAUCCUGCAUAUCCUGGGCCCGAGGGCCCAACUAGUUGUUUGCCAGUUGUUUACGUUUUACAUUUUACGUUUCUGUUGCCAUUUCGUUUCUGUUUGCGUUAAAAUGUGAAACGCGGGUAGCGGCAGUCGGCGAAAUGCGAAUUGCGAAAUGCUAAAUCCACAAUACAAAAUGCGGACUGCGGAUUGAACACUAAAUUAUUAUAUCAAAUUUCGAGUCAAAUGUGUGUAAAUCAUAAAGUGAACACAUAUGGACGGCGGGCAUAGACAAAAUCCGAUGUAAGCGUAUUUAAGCAUGUGUAUUUACUUCUAUUUGUAUAUGUAUAUGUGACAGUUGAAUAUAUAUAUGAGACAUAGCUAUAUAACAUUUUUUUUUUUUGAUCAUAGCUGAUAGUUCAUAAAUAACUGGGAUAUUUAUUGGCCAAUUAAUAAAGAUGCAAUUUAUACAAACAUCUAUAUAUGUGAAAAUAAACAACGGCAGAGACAUAAUCUGCAUUACCUAGCCAGAUGGAUAAAGUAUAUAUGCACAUAUCUGUGUGUGUGCGCAUAGCAAGUCUAGUCAAUUAAUGCCACUGUAUCUUGUAUCUUUGUAUCUACGAUAGCUGCAGACAAACAUUUGUACUUAUUUUAUAAAUCGAGUGAAACUAUACGAGUCCGCUAUAUACGGAGCACAACACACUAUUAUUAUAUGGAUAAAUAUGUGAUAAAACGUUUGCAAUGCCACAAACUCACAGAUCUGAGCAAAUGGAGAAUGGAAAAUGGGCUAAAAAUAGCCCCCUUUUCCCCGCACUGCAGGCUGUACAUAUCAACAGGUUACAGGUGGACAACUCUUAUCAAUUACUAACUUGCUUAUCAUCCGAAAUGUAACCCCUAUGCGGAGCAAAGAUAACUGCCAUGUGUACAUUUUAUAGCGAGGCCCCCAAAAACUAACCCAACUAUAUUUAUAAGUCAGCCUCCGAAACGCAAUUCGAACUAACACAAAAAAUUAAAUGUAAAUUGAAACAAUUUGUCCAAACAAUUUGCCGCAAAUCAAAUGAAACAAAACCAAACAACCGAUUUGUUCCGGCAAAUGAGAAAUAAAAAUGAAAAAUGAGAAAUGUUUCCAAGCUAAUUGUUUUCUAGGUGUAUGAGUAUCUGUAUCUGUGUGCUGGCCUGCGUUUGUGUUUGUGUUUGUGUUCGUGUGUGAGUGCGUAUGUGUGCGUGUUUGCAUAUCCUUUUUUGAGGCCCAGGAGAAUUGUUAUUCCAAUUAGACGUGUUAACGAGCGAAAGCAUUGCGCAAAAAACAAGAAAACAAAAAAGAAACCCACAUACAAUAUAUAGUAUACACUUAGAUAUACAAUUAUUAAUUAACGACUAGCUAUCGAAGAUUUUUUUUGUCACCCAUAAUAUUUAUGAGAAACAUUUCCUCGUCAACCCUAAAGCUGCUAUAAAAAUCCAACUCUAAUACCAAACUAAUAAUACUUAUAGUGAAAAGUAAAAAUAAAAUAUAGAAAGUAUCGAUUGUUAAUACUGCGAUAACGUCUUCGAUUAAAUGUAAAAUAGCAUAAAUGUGUGACCUAAGUAAGUUCCCAUCAUCAUUAUUUUAUGUCUAGACUUGAGAAUCGAAUCGAAUGGGAGGAGAAUCGAAUGAGAGAGCCAUCAUAAGCACAUUGCAUUAUAAUACUAAAUAUAUAUAAUGUUAACUGUAGGCUAAAUAUGAGAUAUACAGGUGCAUAACGAUAACGAUAACGAUAAUGAGAUACCAAGCUACAAAGAAAACUAAAUAAAAUGAAAGCGAAAACGAAAACGAAUACCAAACUAAAACCUAUGAAAAA